Molecule: messenger RNA, 2049 nt
Organism: Rangifer tarandus platyrhynchus (Svalbard reindeer)
Lineage: Eukaryota; Metazoa; Chordata; Mammalia; Artiodactyla; Cervidae
Source: the annotation of a GenBank genome assembly
AUGGCGGCGGCGGGAGACGGCGGCGGCGAAGGGGGCGCGGCGGCGCCGGGGUCGGGGCCGCGCGGGCCGAGCCCCUUCGCCGAGGCGCGCGCCGACGCCCGGGGCCCCGUACCCGCGGCGCUGCACCCGGAGGAGGUCACCGCGCGGCUGCAGCGGAUGCGCCGGGAGCUUAGCAACCGCAGAAAAAUUCUGGUGAAGAACCUGCCCCAGGACAGCAACUGCCAGGAAGUUCAUGACUUAUUACAAGACUAUGAAUUAAAAUACUGUUAUGUGGACAGAAAUAAGCGAACAGCUUUUGUUACCUUACUGAAUGGGGAGCAAGCGCGGAAAGCAAUUCAGACGUUCCAUCAACAUUCUUUUCGGGGAAAAGACUUAGUAGUCCAGCUCCAGCCAACAGAUGCUUUGCUGUGUGUUACCAACUUGCCCACUUCUUUUACGUUAGAAGAGUUUGAAGAGCUCGUUCGUGCUUAUGGAAAUGUUGAGAGAUGUUUCCUUGUCUACAGUGAAGUUACUGGCCAUUCCAAAGGCUAUGGAUUUGUAGAAUACAUGAAAAAGGACUUUGCUGCAAAGGCUCGAUUGGAGCUAUUGGGUAAACAGUUGGGAGCAUCGGCUGUCUUUGCACAGUGGAUGGAUGUUAAUCUACUGGCCGCAGAGCUCAUUCAUUCUAAGUGCCUUUGUAUAGAUAAACUCCCUAGUGACUAUAGAGAUUCAGAGGAGCUGUUGCAGUUUUUUUCCAGUAUCCAUAAACCUGUGUUUUGCCAGCUUGCACAGGAUGAAGGUAGUUAUGUUGGUGGCUUUGCAGUGGUUGAAUAUAGCACUGCAGAGCAUGCUGAAGAGGUUCAACAAGCAGCUGAUGGCAUGACCAUCAAGGGGAGCAAAGUUCAAGUUUCCUUCUGUGCCCCGGGAGCACCAGGGCGAAGUACCUUAGCAGCAUUGAUAGCAGCUCAACGUGUGAGGCACAGUAAUCAAAAGGGCUUACUUCCAGAGCCAAAUCCAGUGCAAAUCAUGAAAAGUUUAAACAACCCUGCCAUGUUGCAAAUUCUUCUACAACCCCAGCUCUGCGGGCGGACUGUUAAACCAGCAGUUCUUGGAACACCUCACAGCUUGCCACAUCUGAUGAAUCCAUCCAUCUCCCCUGCAUUUUUACAUUUGAAUAAAGCACAUCAGAGCUCACUUAUGGGUAAUACUUCUAAUUUAUUUCUUCAGAAUCUUUCUCAUGUUCCAGUGGCUCAGCAACAGUUAAUGAAGUUUGAGAAUAUACAUACUAAUAAUAAACCGGGCUUACUUGGAGAACCCCCAGCUAUGGUACUUCAGACUGCUGUAGGGAUAGGGUCACCGCUUCCAUUGAAAACAGAGUUGGGCCAUCUUGGAGAAGCACAUAAAACAUCUAAUUUGAUUCCAACUCAAACAACUAUAACAACUGGCAUGGGCAUAUUACCAUUCCUUCCAAAUCAGCACAUUGCUGGACAAGCUGGACCAGGGCACGGGAGCACUCAGGAGAAACAGCCAGCCUUGGUGGGAAUGGCAGAAGGAAAUUUCUCAGGGUCACAGACUUAUCUGCAGAACUUUCCAAACCUUACUGCUGGAGGCUUGCUCACAGGACAUCAUAAGCAACAACAAAGUCAGCCAAAAGGCCUGGAGAUAAGUUCAGGGGCUGCCUCUAAGAAUCAGACUUCACUCUUGGGAGAGCCACCAAAAGAAAUCCGGCUCAGUAAAAACCCAUACUUGAACCUGGCAAGUGUGUUGCCCAGUGUGUGCUUAUCAUCCCCUGCAAAUAAAACCACUGUACAGAAGACUGGAAUUGCAAGCAACCUUCUGGAUACAAUCUCUCAGGGAAAUGAAUCACAACACACAUUGGAGAAGUGCAUUGCUUAUUCUCAACCUUUUGGUGAUUAUGCACAGGUGUCAUCUUUAAGAAAUGAAAAGCGAGGCUCAUCAUAUCUCGUCUCUGCCCCAGAAGGUGGUUCAGUGGAAUUUGCUGACCAGCAUUCUCAGGGCACAGGAGCAUAUUACAUGGAAACCUACUUAAAAAAGAAGAGAGUGUACUGA